Molecule: messenger RNA, 1725 nt
Organism: Alternaria burnsii
Lineage: Eukaryota; Fungi; Ascomycota; Dothideomycetes; Pleosporales; Pleosporaceae
Exons: 4
Coding region: 1-1725 (574 amino acids)
Cellular component (GO): nucleus; site of double-strand break
Source: RefSeq, a predicted model, not a curated record
AUGUGGACGCUGGUUAGUCGUGUGCCUGUCUGUUCACACACGGCGGCACCGCCAGGCAUGAGUCAAUUUCGCCUGCCAGAAGAGGGCGUGGCACACAUCGUCUUAGCUCUUGCAUCCAAACACCCUUCCGUGGUACGCGACCCGCCAUUGCCGGGUCUCUUUCGUGAGCUUGGCCGCAUCGUUGUCGGGCUCUUUGGAGUCAAAGUAGAAGCCAUCACAGACACAGUAACUAUAUUGCCUUUCCAACCGCACACGAAAAGCUCAUCUACUGCCCAUUUUCAAUUACAACCACCGAGUGACGGACGCUCAGAAGCAAUCUUCCUGCGCCAUGGCGAUGUGUUGGGAUUUUCAACAGCUGAAACUGAUCUCGUUUGUCAUUGGGCAGACUCGGAGGUUCAGGUCAACUCGUCAGCUGCAGCGAAUGUGAACGGUGUCACUGAAAUACACGAGGAAGAUACCGAAGAUGAAGAUUCGAAGGAGCCCGUUGUUGAUGCAACGUCACUAAAGCAGCCGCAGCCUCAAGCGACGCCUCGGCUCUCGAAUCAAAGAUCGAUUACUAUCGUUAAAGAAACCCCAACUACGGAUCGUGUAGAUCAUACGCCUGCGUUUCGUGAUGCAAACUUCAAUCCGCCAGACUUCGCCAGCGACGUCAACAAGCUAGCCACGUAUACGCCUAAUAUCUCGAAAGACCCCGAAGCAGAGCCAGAGCAAGAAGCAGCGGCCUUCUCGACAGCCCGGACCAGUGGAUCGCAGGACCGUGCGCAGUUAAACCUGCUCUCGAGUGCUAGAGUAUCUUCGCCACGAGGACAGAUUCCAGCCAGAUUAUCCAAGAAGCGCACACUUCCCACAUCACAGGAAGAGGCAUCAGAGGCCGACAAUGAAGCACUUGCUGGGCCUAGUAAGCGCGCAAAGACAGCUGACAGUGAUACCGAAGAUAGCCGGUUGAGUAAUGUCGACGUUGCUAAAGAAGAUUUGUCAACGAUGCCGCCGCGAGCGCAGAAAAGUUCGCAACGAUUUACAUCUACAACAACGGAAGACUAUGACGGCCCAACGCCCCGUGUAGCUUGUAGCAACUCCACCAUUACAAAGACAAGCCAGGUUGUAAAGUUCUUGAAGAAGCAAGGUGGGGCAUAUGUGGAAAACCUAACGGAUGAGUUUAAUCUUCUAUGUGUAAGAGAUGGUGAUCUCCAGAAGACAACAAAGGUACUAUAUGCUAUUGCUUGCGGUAUUCCCAUCGUUACCGAUCAGUGGCUGUAUGAGUCUGCGUCAGCCAAGCGCCUCCUCGCCGUUUCUGCUUUCAAGCCAUCCACUCCUAAGCAAGAGGAGGCGUGGAAGCUGAAACUUGACGACGUCCUCGGGCAACCACAAGCUCCUUUCUUGGAAUACAGUAUCCAUUUCACAAGAAGCCUCAAGGCGAAAUACGCGUCUUUCUCCGAGAUCGAGAUGGUAGGCAAAGCCGCGGGUGCAGAGAACGUAAUCAUUGGUGCGGCGAAGGUGAAGAAGACGGGAAGCAGCAUUGUCCUCGCAGACGACCGAGACGACGCAGAAGCCCACAAACUGAUGAAAGAUGGAGUAACGUGCUAUACGAAAGACUUCUUCACUUUCAGUAUCCUGCGGGGUGUCCUCGAUCUCGAGAGCGACGAGUUUAGGAUCAAAGGAGUCGUCGAGGCCGCCGAGACACCUUUGAAGGAGCCAAUGAAAAAGCGAGCCCGGAAGAGCACCUAA